AUGGCGGAGAAUUUUUGGAAGGUACCCAUCUUCUUCUUUGUGUCCUUUUGUAUUUUCCUCUUCAUCAUUCUGGUGGUGCAGGCUUUUAUGCUUUUCAAGAAGUUGAUGCCAAAGUCAAAUCGGAGAUUACGUGAUGGAGUUGUUCUUCUUCAUCAAAUGCCUCCAAACAACCGAGUUUUAAAUGUUUCUCCACCAUCUUUAAAGUUAGAAACUUAUUUGAGAAUGUGUAAUAUUCCUUAUGAGAGCGAAUACAGCUUUAAGACGUCAACCAAAGGCAAAGUUCCGUGGAUAGAAUACAAUGGUAGAUCGGUUGCGGAUUCUAAUUUCAUUGUGCGUUUUCUCAACGAAGAGUUUAAAGCUGACCCUGAUGCUCAUUUGAGCGUUGUCGAAAAAGCCAUCGCCCACACCAUGAUCGUAACACUUGAGGAAAAUACCUAUUGGUAAGCACUCUUGUUGCUUAUUUUGUCAAUAAACAUACAGUAACUGACGCACAUUAAUUUUUUUUUUUUUUGGAAAGUUCUCCUGGCCCAGAGUUGGACAGGGUUCAGGGGGUGUGUCAACCUGUGUUGGGGAUGCGGAAUGAACAUGACUUCAUGAGGCUAAUAAACCUCUUGGCUUCCUUGAAACAGAACUACCUAAAAUCAUAGAACAAUACUAUAUCUGUCCAAGAUGAAUCGAAAAAAAGGGUUCUGGAUUUGUACCUAGUCCUUAUAAGGUCACUGAAAAUUCAAAGUGGGUGGGGAGGAUCUUAAGCAUAACAGAAAGAACCUUAACUAAAUUUUCAAGAGGAGUCUGGUGCGUUCAAACCAUUAAGUCCUCUAUGGUUGGAGGAUGGAUAUUAUCUGUAUCAACACAAUGCUGUUCAGCUGUACUUUUGCUAACCUAUCUAUUAGGUGCUGGUAUUUUUAGGGCACAGGGAGAAAUUUCAAAGACCAGUGCAGGCACAAGGGGAGAAUAGGAGAGGAGGCCCCUCUGCAUGUUCCCCUUGCAUGCUUUAUAUAAACUAACCAAAAAAAUAACAGCUGCUUGCUAUGCAUGCUUUACUUUUGCCAGGUAUCUAUGGCUGGCAGAGUCUGACAUGUACCUGUCUUUAGGGGGCGCCUAAUAUAUUACUUAUACUCACUGUGAAGUUGAUUAAGACGGAAUCCACCAGAAAACUGAAUAAUUUUAAUUUUCAGUGGACAAAAACCUUGUACCAGAAUAUUUUAAGCCACACUGCAUUCCUUUUUACACUUUUCAGGAGCUGUAGAUAUAAUUAUAGUUUUAAUAACUCAAUUUCCUGAUGGAUUCCAUCUUAAUAAUAAUUCAUUGUCUCUAUAACUUCUUUUCUGUUCUCCAUUCAAUUCAAAGGACGGUGAUGUAUCAUAUCAUUGAGGUUGAUCUUGCCGAUACAAAAACAAUGUCACCUUUGCUGAGCGUGACACCUUAUCCCCUCAAAUAUGUUGCAUCUUGGCUGUUUUGUCGUGCCUUGAAAAACUACCUAUGGAGUCAUGGGAUUGGCCGACACACCAAGGAGGAGAUUUAUAGCAUUGCAGAGAAUGACCUGAGNAAUUCAAAGGACGGUGAUGUAUCAUAUCAUUGAGGUUGAUCUUGCCGAUACAAAAACAAUGUCACCUUUGCUGAGCGUGACACCUUAUCCCCUCAAAUAUGUUGCAUCUUGGCUGUUUUGUCGUGCCUUGAAAAACUACCUAUGGAGUCAUGGGAUUGGCCGACACACCAAGGAGGAGAUUUAUAGCAUUGCAGAGAAUGACCUGAGAGCUGCUUCAGAGUUGUUAGGAAAGAAAAAGUAUAUCAUGGGCACCAAACCUUGCCUGUUGGAUGCUGUGUUGUUUGGAUUAGUUUCAGUUCUCAUCUGGAAUGUUCCUACAAGCCCUCAGGCCAAUCUGAUCCGAUCAGAAUUGAAGAACUUGGAAAGGCAUUGUUACAACAUAAAAGAGGAGUAUUUUCCAGACUGGGAUCAGCUUAUUCUUAAACAUAAAAUCUCUUAAAUAUAGACUGCCGGUUACCGUGGAGGUCACAGCAAUAUUACUAAAGGCUAUUCAUUUAAAACUAGUUUUCUAAUAAAAUAAGAAAAAAUUGAUUUUGAGUUCUCAUAUUGGAAUGUAAGGGAUGGGCUAUUUCUGAACUGUUUCUGAUAGCAGUUCAUCAAUUAUUCACUUGUACCUCAACAUCUCUGCCAUUAAAAGCCUUCAUCAAGGCCACCAUAUUGAAAUUUGUGAGCG
Messenger RNA from Porites evermanni, 2222 nucleotides. NCBI's taxonomy places the organism in Eukaryota, Metazoa, Cnidaria, Anthozoa, Scleractinia, Poritidae. The record is from the annotation of a GenBank genome assembly.